AACGGAUGAGUUAAACAUGCACUAUGACUUUACUGUGCAUCCUGCUUCUGACUAUUGGUAUCACGAUGAUAGGAAAUGUGAGGUCCAUAGACAAGCGAUGCGAUCCGUUUUAUGCAAUAGGUCCCGUUGAUCAACAGCAAUGGUUUGAAUGCCUUGUGGAGGAUUUAUUUGAGACAUCCAAGUACAGCCCACUGGUAAGACCGGUGGAAAGGAUUAAUGACACCAUAACCAUUGACUUUAGUAUUCAACUCAGUCAAAUUAUAAGUGUGGACGAGAAGAAUCAAAUUAUGAAGACAAACGUCUGGCUCCAAGUGUACUGGACUGACUAUCAACUGACGUGGGAUCCGAAGAACUAUGGGGGUAUCCAGGCGCUCAGGAUCCGCCCAGAGAAGGCUUGGACGCCAGACAUCGUCCUUUUCAAUAAUGCUGAUGGCAACUACGAGGUGUCAUAUCGGUCCAAUGUGAUCGUCUACCCGGACGGGAAGGUGAACUGGAUUCCACCGGCCAUCUACAAGAGCUCAUGUACCAUCGAUGUCCAGUACUUUCCCUUCGAUGAACAAAGAUGUGACAUGAAAUUCGGAUCUUGGACAUUUAGAGAAGACCAGCUUAAUUUCACAUUUUACAUGAACAUGAAUUCGCUAGAUGUGACAGAUUAUUUGAAAAGUGGAACAUGGGACAUCCUAGACAGCCCUGCAAAAAUUGAGCGAGUUCCACAUCCGGUGACAGGCGAAAUGAAAACCAUGGUGAUAUUCACAUUCAGGCUGAGACGGAAAACCUUGUUCUACACAGUAAACCUCAUCAUACCAUGCGUAUUGAUCAGUUUUGUUACUAUUUGUGUGUUUGCACUACCAGCGGAUGCAGGGGAGAAGAUUACCUUGUGCAUAUCCAUUCUCCUUGCAUUGGUUGUGUUCCUUUUACUGAUUUCCAAAAUUCUUCCACCUUCUUUGACAAUCCCACUAGUUGCGAAAUACCUUCUGUUCACAUUUAUUAUGAAUAUAGCGGCCAUAUCAUUCACCGUGAUAGUUAUAAAUAGAAACUAUCGAACUCCGAGGACGCACCAGAUGCCUUAUUGGGUACGGGUAGUUUUUCUGAAUUACCUUCCCAGGAUUCUGUUCAUGGAACGACCUGAACACGAUAUUAGAUGGAAGUCGCCUCAUGACGAAGACUCCCAUGAACAUCAUUUCACCUCUCCACUCUUGGUGAACUCAAGAAACCCAGAUGUUUUGCAGACUGUGCCAUCAAGAGGCGGACAAUAUGACAACUAUUUGGACACUGUUGAACUUUCCGAUAUUAAUCCGCACAAUGACUGCCAAUUAACUGUGUCGUCUGCGCCAGAAACUCAGCCCAUGCUCUCGAACUACGACGAUGCAGCGUUGGCACAGAUAUCUCCGGAAAUAGUAAAGGCUGCCGAAGCUCUGCGGUUUAUAAGCCGGCAUUUGAAAAAUGAAGACGACUACAACACGGUCCUUGACGACUGGAAGUACGUUGCCAGGGUGAUCGACCGCUUGUUGCUGUAUAUAUUUCUCCUGGUUACAAUUGGCGGGACCAUGACGAUCCUCAUGCAGGCCCCCCAUAUACUCGAAUAUGUAGACCAGGACGAGAUCAUACAAAACAUUAUACAGAAAUGGAACCUGGGGGCGACCUGAAUUCACUCUGGUGUUUUGCAGAAAUGGAACCUUGGAAUCCACUGAAACCUGUUUGGUGUUAUUCAUGAAUGGUACUCUGUGAGUACACAAUUCACUUCGGUGUUUUACAGAAAUGGACCCUUGAAGUAAACAGAGCAAAUUUGAUGUUUCGGGUUCUAGCCCUAAAGCAAGCUGAACUGUGUAGUGUAAAAUGUUGACCAUAACCUAGGGGAACUACUGUCGUGAUUUGAGACAAACUUGACCCGAUGUCGUUUUGCAGAAACAGAACCGUUGGACUACCUGAAUUCAUUGGUGAUUUACAGAAAUUGACCUUCUUGGCAAACAGAGCACGUGUAGAGUUUAGAGUUUAGUGGGCAAGUGCAAGGCAAGCUGGGCAAGCGGAACACUUUAGUGUCUAAUGUUUAGUAUGACUUUGCAGCAGGGUAAACGUAUGUCCUGUUUAACAUCAAUCCUAACCGAACGGUAUUUAUUUUGAUGUUAAAGGCUGUUGCUUAUACAAGCAUCAUAGCUUUCUGGUCAUUGAACGGGCAUGAAUAGUUUGAAUAAUGAAAGUCGGGGGUCCAAUAAAGUGGACAGAUUGUUGUAUGAAGAGAAGGGGAUAAUGUGUGUUCGGCAUUCAGCUG
Molecule: messenger RNA, 2269 nt
Organism: Mya arenaria
Lineage: Eukaryota; Metazoa; Mollusca; Bivalvia; Myida; Myidae
Product: acetylcholine receptor subunit beta-like 1
Exons: 7
Coding region: 24-1646 (540 amino acids)
Biological process (GO): chemical synaptic transmission; regulation of membrane potential; nervous system process
Cellular component (GO): synapse; neuron projection; postsynaptic membrane
Molecular function (GO): acetylcholine-gated monoatomic cation-selective channel activity; transmembrane signaling receptor activity
Source: RefSeq, a predicted model, not a curated record